Messenger RNA from Halichondria panicea, 1256 nucleotides. RefSeq lists its product as uncharacterized. The transcript has 5 exons. Gene Ontology annotation, cellular component: extracellular region. Gene Ontology annotation, biological process: regulation of signal transduction; regulation of cell growth. The record is from RefSeq and is a predicted model, not a curated record. Bases 45 to 1058 code for a protein of 337 amino acids. Gene Ontology annotation, molecular function: insulin-like growth factor binding. NCBI's taxonomy places the organism in Eukaryota, Metazoa, Porifera, Demospongiae, Suberitida, Halichondriidae.
CAUGGCCCACAAGCACCACUAUACAGUAACUGCUAGUCUAAGCAAUGAAACCUUGCACCAUGUACGCCAGAGUGGUACUAGUACUUUCUUUAUGUCUUUCCAAUGCUCUGUGUGUACCAGUAGCAGCCUGUGACUACAGAGAAGGAGACCAACCUGUGCCAGUCCUCAACAGCAAGUAUUCUAUUGUGGAUGGAAAUUUUUGUUGUCCCCUAAACUAUGCUGAUUCGAAUUGUAAAACGGAAGAAGAAAUGAAGUGCUUGUGUCCGCAUGGGAUGGUAGAUGAGCCUUGUCGACAUUGCCAGACCUGUGCUAAAGGCCUGGGAGAGGAAUGUGGAGGAACAUAUGGAAUAAACGGAGAAUGUAUGCAUGGAUUGCGUUGCAGUGCAGACCGCAAAAUAUAUUCCGACGGAGGAAAUGUCACUGGAAUAUGUUCAAAAGCUGUACCGAGAGUGGAAUAUGAGAGCUGUGGAGGUGUGCAUGGGGACUGCGAGGAGGGGCUUGACUGCACGGAGUUGGUUGGAGUACAUGUGUGCAUUAACUCAACUACCAAGCCAAAACCAGUUUGCUUUAAAAAUUGCACUGAGAGAAGAAAGCAGACAGUUUGCGGCACUGACGGACAUUUCUAUGACAACAUAUGCUUUCUACGUCAAUGGAAUUGCCUUGGGAAAAAUAUUAAAUUAUCAGAGAGCCAUCUAACGUGCACACAAAAUGCUUGUAAGCCUAUGUCGGCACCCUCAAAUGGAAGCGUUGUCUACACAAAUAGAAAUGUCACAAACAGCUCAAUUAUCACCAUUGACUGCAACUCUGGCUUUGAGAUUAAAAACGAUGCGACAACAAAAAUUGUAUUUACAUUCCCUGCCCAGCUCACUUGUGUGUGUGAGUCAUUAGGUUGUACGUGGCGAUAUGGAUCGAACCAAAAUAUCAAAGAAGUGGAUUUCACACAUCUACCACAGUGUAUCAAUACCAGAGAAAAAAACUGUCAAGAGGCAGCUAACGAUUCAGAAGAAACUCCAAAACGACAAAUCCAGAAUAACAAUAAUCGGAGUAAUUCAGCGUGAAAAACUAAACUGACUAGUUCUAUUAUUUUUGUGUUUUAUUGACGUGAUUAGUUCACCCACCCACAUACUGUACUGUUAAUUUGACACAAUCUAGUUGCAAAGAAGAGUUUGGCAUGACAUAAAUAUUUUUGAUACUGUAUUAAUUUUUCAUCCCCCACUAUACAUGCAUUCUGUGAAUAAUUCUUAUUAAUUUGAUGA